AUUUACUUAUUUUGACAGGGCGGCAGCCUUAUCAAAGCAUUUUCCAUAUCUAGGAGGAUAAUACACUCAGCAAUUUGACAAAUGAGUUCCUUUAAAAACUCAAUCCAUCUGUCCACAACUCCUCAGUCCUCACUCCACUGUACACAAGCAGGUCGACUUCCCCUUGAAUCAGUGAAUUAUUCACUGACCGAAUCUCUCUCGAUCUCGUCCAAAGUUUUUCAUUACUUUGUGUUUUGGACUAAAAUGCGCAGAGGUUUUCUGGUAUUUUUGCAUGAAAGUGUAGGAUGAGUUAUUGAAGAUAUUGAGCGUAUGAAGAGCAUUACGAUGGCUAGUUUACCUGAUGCACUAAUUUCUCCCCUCGAAUUGAGUCAUAAAGUUUGGGAAGAUCCGUCCUUCAUUAAGUGGAAAAAGAGAGAUGCUCAUGUGCCUUUGCGCUGCCACGAUACUGUGGAUGGCUCUUUGAAGUACUGGUAUCGGCGCAGCAAAGUUGACAAACUGGUCUCUAACUUGGCUGUAUGGGAUGACAAUGCUGUCACUGGAGCACUUGAUAGUGCUGCUUUUUGGGUCCAGGGGUUGCCCUUUGUUCAAUCAUUGAGUGGCUAUUGGAAAUUCUUUUUGGCUCCAAGUCCUACAGAUGUUCCAUUGGAUUUCUUUAAGACUAAUUUUGAUGAGUCAAAUUGGGGUUCUUUACCUGUUCCUUCCAAUUGGCAGAUGCAUGGGUAUGAUCGACCUAUAUAUACAAAUAGUCAGUAUCCAUUUCCACUGAAUCCACCAUAUGUGCCAGAUGAGAAUCCCACUGGUUGUUUUAGAAAGCAUUUCAGAAUUCCAAAUGAGUGGAAUGGUCGUCGUAUCUUGUUGCAUUUUGAGGCUGUAGAUUCAGCUUUUCAGGCAUGGAUUAAUGGGGUGCCAAUUGGUUACAGCCAAGACAGCAGACUUCCUGCUGAAUUUGAAAUUACAGACUAUUGCUUUCCUUGUGGCUCUUCAGAGGAAAACUUGUUGGCCGUUCAAGUGAUGAGAUGGAGUGAUGGUUCCUACCUAGAAGAUCAGGAUCAUUGGUGGUUGUCAGGGAUUCAUAGAGAUGUCCUCCUUCUUGCAAAGCCACAGAUAUUCAUAGAAGACUAUUUUUUUCAAUCAUGGUUGACUAAAGGCUUCUCAUAUGCAGACAUCCAGGUUGAAGUGAAAAUCAAUGGCCUGGGAGGAAGCAAUGAGAUCGACAGGCAUGCUGAUAUCAACAUGGAAGCCAUCCUGUAUGAAACAGGGAAGUGGUAUGAAUCUGAUGAAAAUGUGGACCUACAGGCUUCUGAAGUAGCCCGUCUGGAAUUAUGUCCAUCCAACAAGAAUAUUGGAUUUCAUGGAUAUAAGCUUGUUGGAAAGCUGGAGAACCCAAAGCUAUGGACUGCAGAGCAUCCAACUUUAUACACUUUAAUAGUCAUCCUUCGAGAUGCAUCAGAGCAGCUGGUUGACUGUGAAUCAUGCCAAGUAGGCAUAAGGGAAGUUUCUCUUGGUCCAAAACGGUUACUUCUGAAUGGCUGUCCAAUAGUGAUACGAGGAGUCAACAGGCAUGAGCAUCAUCCACGUGUGGGGAAAACAAAUAUUGAGUCAUGCAUGGUUAAGGACUUAGUUUUGAUGAAGCAAUACAAUGUUAAUGCUGUUAGAAACAGCCAUUACCCGCAACAUCCACGUUGGUACGAGUUGUGUGACUUAUUCGGUGUGUACAUGAUAGACGAAGCCAAUAUUGAAACCCAUGGUUUUGAUCUUUCUAGUCGCCUGAAGCAUCCUACUUCCGAACCAACUUGGGCUAAUGCUAUGCUGGAUCGAGUCAUAAGUAUGGUUGAGAGGGACAAAAAUCAUGCAUGCAUUAUUUCUUGGUCUCUAGGAAAUGAAUCUGGAUAUGGUCCUAAUCAUUCUGCAUCAUCGGGGUGGGUGCGGGGAAGGGAUCCCUCCCGGCUCUUACAUUAUGAAGGGGGAAGAUCUAGAACUUCGUCCACUGACAUUGUGUGCCCUAUGUAUAUGCGUGUUUGGGACAUUGUGAAAAUUGCUAAGGAUCCAACUGAAACCAGACCUUUAAUUUUGUGCGAGUAUUCGCAUGCAAUGGGUAAUAGUAAUGGAAACAUUCAUGAAUAUUGGGAAGCCAUUGCCAGUACAGAAGGGCUGCAAGGAGGGUUUAUCUGGGACUGGGUUGAUCAGGGUUUACUGAAGGAGGGUGCAGAUGGAACUAAGCACUGGGCAUAUGGCGGUGACUUUGGAGAUAUCCCUAAUGACCUUAACUUUUGUUUAAAUGGUCUUACUUGGCCAGAUCGUACUCCACAUCCAGCAUUAAAUGAGGUAAAAUAUGUCUACCAGCCAAUCAAGUUCACAUUCGUUGAAGAUAAAUUCAAGAUAUUUAACUCGCAAUACUUUGAAACCACCGACAACAUAGAGUUCAGUUGGCUUCUAGUUGGAGAUGGAAAAUGCUUGGGGUCUGGGAUGCUGUCUGUCCCUCUACUAAAACCCCUGGACAGUCACGAAAUUGAACUAAAAUCAUCACCCUGGUAUUCUUUAUGGGAAUCAUCCCCUGCAGCAGAAAUAUAUCUGACAAUGACUGCUAAACUUACCCAGCCCACACGUUGGGCUGAAGCGGGACACGUGCUUUCUUCUAGACAAAUUUGUAAACCUGUUAAACGGGCGCAUAUUCCUUCUGUCAUUGAAUUGCCUGAGAGUCCUCAAUUGCUUAUUGAACAACGUGAUGGGGCAAUCACAAUUAGCAACCUGAAUGAAUGGCUGGUUGAAAUUAAUUCAAGGACAGGAACCCUUGAUAGCUGGAAGGUUGCAAAUGUGGCUUUGAUAUGCAAGCCUAUGCUUCCAUACUUUUGGAGAGCUCCAACUGAUAAUGACAAAGGAGGACUAUCUAACAGUUAUGCAACAAAAUGGAAGAAGUUCUUCCUCGAUAACUUAAUAGUUUGUACAGAAAGUUGUUCUAUGCAGAAGCUCACAAACCAUGUUGCUGAAAUUGUAGUAGUCCACAAAGUUAUCCCCAAAGAUCAGAGCUUUGUUCCCAAUUCUGAUAGAUUUGAGAAUAAUGUAUUCCAUAAGAGGAUGGUUGUUUUCAAGGUGGAUGUCACUUACUUGAUCUAUGCGACUGGAGACCUGGUUGUGAAAUACAAUGUGUACCCACAUUCUGAUCUUCCGCCUCUUCCUCGUAUUGGUGUAGAACUCCAUAUAGAUAAGUCUCUCGAUCAAAUAAAAUGGUAUGGAAGGGGACCAUUUGAAUGUUAUCCAGAUAGAAAGGAAGCUGCCCAGGUUGGUAUAUACGAGCUAAAUGUUGAAAACAUGCAUGUGCCUUAUAUUGUUCCUGGUGAAUGUGCUGGUCGGGCAGAUGUAAGAUGGGCUGCAUUUCGAAACUGUGAUGGUAUUGGUCUUUUUGCUUCAUGCUAUGAUGGAUCUCCACCAAUGCAAAUGAAUGUUAGCCGCUACAGCACUGAAGAGCUUGACAAGGCUACGCAUGAGGAAGAUCUUGUUCCGGGGGAUGACAUUGAGGUGCAUCUUGACCACAAGCACAUGGGUUUAGGUGGGGACGAUAGUUGGUCCCCGAGUGUUCAUGAUCAGUACCUCAUCCCUCCAGUGCCUUACUCUUUCUCUCUCCGUCUAUGCCCUAUUAACUCGUCCAGCUCAUGCCAUGAUAUCUAUCGAUCCCAGCUUCCAAAACCAUGACUGUCACUUUAAAACAAGUUAAAAUAGAGAGUUAAAUUGGAGAACAUGAGAUGCGUAUGAAAGCAUGAGGAAUAAGGAAUGAAUUGAAGAUUUGUUUAUCACCCUUCUAAUGGUAAGUAUGGUUGCCACAGCAAUAUGUAUGUCCGAGUUACUUUAGUUCUACUAAUAAUAAUUGGGUUUUAGAUGUGCA
Messenger RNA from Amborella trichopoda, 3880 nucleotides. The record is from RefSeq and is a predicted model, not a curated record. NCBI's taxonomy places the organism in Eukaryota, Viridiplantae, Streptophyta, Magnoliopsida, Amborellales, Amborellaceae.